AUGUAAACAAUUGAAAAGGAAGAAGUAAAAUUAUAAAUUUCUAAAAGAGAUUCCAUAUUUCAAAUUUUGUUAGAAACUGGGUGGUGUUAAAAUGAAGGAUAUUUAUAUAUCACCCACAAAGGCAGCAACAUUUCUUCAUUUAAUUAAUAAUGUAAGUUUCUUAUUUGUAAUAAUUAAAUAGAAAUGUCCUAAAUAAACAGCAAUUCAAUUUGCUUAAAGAAGAUUAUGUAAAUGGGAUACAACUACAAAAUUAGAUGGCCCUAGUACAUGUCGUAUUUUAAAACCAAAAGAUAAUAAAGAUGUAAUUGUUAAAGUUUAUUAAACUAAUUAGAAAAGAAUCAAUGGAUGGUAAAAUAUUGGUAUGGAAAUGUAUUAUGAUAAUAAAUCAACUAUAGCUGAUAAAAAUUAAUUAUAAUUAGAUUUUGAUAAUGAUGCAAUUUAAAAGUAGAUAGAAAAAAAUGAGAUGAAAUUAAAGAAUGAUUUUAAAAAUAAAAUAGCUCAUUUGUAAUAAUUUUAUAGAGAUUUAAAUCAAAAAUAUUGUUUUAAUUCAAACGAUCCUGAUUUCAAAUAUAAAAUAAGGAAAGCUAAAUUAGAUUUAAUAAAUAGUAGAAAUUCACCAAUCAAAUAUUUUAAGGAAAAAGGUAUGAAAUACAUUGAAAUUUAUAAUGAAUUAAAUAAAAAGAAUAUAAAUGACACAAGUGAUGGUCUUUUUAAACGUUUACGUGUAUUUAAUUAAAUGAGAACUGAUUAAUACAGAAUAAAAGAAAAAUCAAUGGGUGAAAUUUAUAGAUAAAAAUAAGAAAAUUAUAGUCCUAUUCAUAAAGAACUACAACAUGAUAUAAAUAUUUAUGAAAAUAUGGAAGAAUAAAGUGAAUAGAUGUUAAAGAUAAUAGAUUAGAGCAAUGAAUUUUCAAUGAAACUUAGAAAAAAUGAAUAAAAACCUGGAGUUUCUUAGAAAGCAAUAGUAUUUGCUGAAGAUUUUAAUAGAGCAAAAUAUCUAUUCAAUUUAACAAAAAAGAAUCAGACAUAAAAAAUGUUUGAGAUCCCAGAAAUUCCAUAAUUAGUAAUACCAUAGAGUAGUUCAUCAAUAAGAUUGAAGAAGAAUUUAUCAUCUCCUGUAAGUUUAGAUGAACAAUUUGAUAGUUGUUUAAAUUAAUAUGCUCAUGAAGUAUUGGAAUAUUAAUAAGAAAUAUAAGAUAAGGAGAUCUCAACUGAUAACAUUGAAAAGUUAUUAUAAGAGAAGGAAAGUUUAAGAUGUAAUUAAUUGAGAAAAGUGUCAAAAACAUAUCAUUCUCCUUAACCUAGUAUUCGUUUAGAUUCUAGUAAAUAAAUGAGGAAUUAACAUAUGUCUUCAAGAGAAAGAGAUUCCACUAAAGCUGGUAAUUCUUCUCAUUUAAAAUCAAGAACAUAUGCUGUAAGUCCUUUUUAUAAAUGAUGAUGAUGUGAUAUUAUAUUUCUACUUUCAAUAAUUCAAAUUAUUAUAAUGA
Messenger RNA from Paramecium sonneborni, 1487 nucleotides. Lineage: Eukaryota; Ciliophora; Oligohymenophorea; Peniculida; Parameciidae. The record is from the annotation of a GenBank genome assembly.